GCGGGUGGUGGGACCGAGGUGCUGUUAUGGCGGACCCCGGGGUUCCCGGCCGGUACGAAAGUGGUACGGGAAAUCUGGGGGUGAAGGAGGCGGCGGGUCCUGGAGGAGCCCUGGUGGAGCUCACCCCGACCCCCGGCGGCCUGGCUCUGGUGAGCCCCUACCACACCCACCGGGUCGGGGACCCCUUAGACCUCGUGGCGCUCGCCGAGCAGGUGCAGAAGGCUGAUGAAUUCAUCCGAGCAAAUGCUACUAACAAGCUGACAGUCAUUGCUGAGCAAAUCCAGCAUUUGCAGGAACAAGCCAGGAAGGUGCUGGAGGAUGCUCGCCGAGAUGCUGACUUGCACCAUGCGGCUUGUAAUAUGGUGAAAAAACCUGGCAACAUUUACUAUCUUUACCAGCGGGAAAGCGGCCAGCAGUACUUCUCCAUUAUUUCUCCAGAGGAAUGGGGAACAGGCUGUCCCCAUGACUUCCUUGGUGCCUACAAGCUGCAACAUGACAUGUCGUGGACUCCAUAUGAAGACGUGGAGAAGCAAGAUGCUAAAAUCGGCAUGAUGGACAAGCUGCUGAGCCAGCCCAUGGCCUUGCCCCCAUGCACUGAACCCACCUUCCAGGGACUGCCUCACUGAGUAUGGCUCUGACUAGCAGCCCUCAUGACCAAGGCCUGAGUGCUACCCACCUCCUGCCACAUUCUUUCCCUGGGAGUGGGGGGUGAGGGGGGACUAUGGGUUUUUGGGUGAAUUAUGAACUACUUGGACGAUGAUCUUGAUGAUGUAGCUGCUGGUUUUGCUCUCAGUUUGAUGGUAAGGAGUCACAGAACUGUGGGAUCUUCUGGGGUCCACUGAUGCCCAGUCAGUUGGUUCCCAAGGAUCGGCCAGUGCUUUCCUUCAUCUUUAAGUCAAAACCUUGGAGGAGGACGAGCCUUCUUCCUAGCAAGGUGGUGAGUCGUUCUCCAAUCGGAACCAUUUGUCUUUCUUUGUGUCUUCAUGGGUACUGCCACGCUGAUUUCAGGCUGACCUAGGAACUGCAGUGUUGCCUAAGAGGGAUUGAAAAAACAGCAAACGAAACCUUGGCCUGGCUAGGUGACGACGGCGGCCUGGUUUGCCCUUCUGCCCUUCCAUCCUGGUGACACUGCCUGGAGACUGAAGCAGCAGCCCAGCAGGCCAGGUUUGGGAAGUCAUCCUCAACCCUGCAGAAGAUUAGACUUGGAAGAGGUUUACAAGUUCACCCCUGCUGUUUUAUGUGUCCAUCCUAAAGCCGCCUUCUUAGGGACAGCCUGAACUCAGCACCACCACAGGACAGACCCAUCAGUGUGGACGAGCUGGAGAGAGGGUCAGUAGUCCCAGGUGCUUGCUGCCCUGCUGGGGGACCCGAGUUCCAUUCCUAACUCCCACGUCAGGCCGCUCAUAACCACCUGUACUUCCAGCUCCAGGAGACCUCACACACUCUUCUGACUCCAUUAGCCAUACACACACGGCACACCCCACCCCAGAUAUACAUAUACAUACAUUUAAAAAUAAAUCUUCUCAAAGAGAGAUAGUAUGGAAGAAUAGGGCAGUGAGGACACAACACGAGAAGAACGACUGGCCUGUCCUCAGGUUCAGAGUUGUCUGGGAUUAUUUAUUUAUGGGGCCUCUAUAGCUCAGGUUAGCCUGAAACUGACUGGCAGCGGCUGGCUUUAAUGUGAUGAUCCUGCCUCAGCCUCCCUAGUGGUGAUUUAUAGGCAUGAGCCAUCACACGUAGCAGGUUAGCUCAUUUAUGGCUUACUGGAUAAAUCAUGAACUGAAUAGACGGGUGUAGCUCAAUGAUGGUGUGUUUACACAGUAUUCAUGAGGCUCUGAUUCCAUCUCCAGUGCCGCAGACAAGCAGAGGUACUGAAUGGGACUUGCUUAGCUCAAGCCACCGUGACUGACUGGGCUUUUUGAACUUGACCUCAUUUCCUAGUUAGCUAAGUUAGUUCAAAGUCACAGCCUCAGUGCCAUGUAGUUUAUUGAACUUGAGGUGUUUGAGCCCACAAGCCCAAGUUUGGGUAUAGACUGUCCUGGUGUUCAUGGCUUCACUUACGAGCUAGAAACAUCCAUGCCUAGCACAAGAACUGAGAUCUAACAAGGGACGUGCAGAAACCGCCCUCCCUGGAAGCUGCAGGGCUGGAAGAUGGGCUUUGCUGGGAUCUUAGUUGAUUCUGACCCCAGAACAUUGCCUCAUCUUCAGGAGGUUCUGACCUGUGUGGUAAUGCUGGGUACUUUGUUAGGAGGUAAACAAAUUGCCACAGGGUUAGUGGCUUAAAGCAACCCUCAUCUAUUCAUGGUUUUGUGGCCACAGUUUGACUGGGUCAGCCCCUAGGUUUCAGAGAUACUACAGGGGUGCAGUCAGGUCUUUGGCUAGGGACUUACUGUCUGCUCCCAAGUUCACUUGAUUUUUCCAGAAUAUUGGUUCCUUGGAGAUUGCUAAGCCACCUGCUGAUGCUAUGGUAGAGAUCCCCUCAGCUCCUUACCACAGGAACCCAGCAGCAUAGGAACACUCGCUAUGAGAGAAAGGUCUGGAGCUCACUAACCUAUGUAGCCCCCCCACAGGAAUGACAUCACCUUUGCUGGAUUCGGUUUAGAAGCUGGUCUCUAAGCCAGCCCAUGGAAGGGAAGGAAUUACACAAGAGCACAGAGAGCACAAGACAGAGAUCCUUGUCAUAAUGAGACAGAGAAAGUAACCAAUUUUGGGUAUAAGAAGUGUCAAGCCGGGCAGUGGUAGUGCACGCCUUUAAUCCCAGCACUCGGGAGGCAGAGGCAGGAGGAUUUCUGAGUUCGAGGCCAGCCUGGUCUACAGAGUGAGUUCCAGGACAGCCAGGGCUACACAGAGAAACCCUGUCAAAAGAAGUAUCAAAAGAUGAUUGUUUGGAUAGUGUUGAUGCCACAGACUUGGACUUGACAUUCAGCAUUGGCAAAAUAACCUCCUGGCUACUUUCCACUCCCCUGUCUUUCUCACUCCCUGUGACUCACAGUCAUCAGGCUGAGCCACUGAAAAUGUAGAUUACGCCCACUUUUGACAUUUCCAACAGUGAGCUGCACCUGGAGAGAAACUUCCUAUUCAGGAAGAUGUACUUCCUGCACUGGCCACCAGGCAGUGCCAGUGCUCCUUCCUGGAUAGUGUGAUUGCCUGGCUGAGUGAUGGCUGUUGAUUAAUAAUGCCUGGUGGUUCUGGAUACAGGAUUCAGAUAGGGGGAAUUAGGACUUAGUAUAUAUAGCACAUCAGCUGCUCAUCCCUCUGUCCUGGCUGAGCACUAAGUGCCUCCUCAUUUCCAGGUUCUAGAGGAUAAUCUCAGGGUAGGACAGGGCCUUGUUUGUUUGUUUGGGAUAGAGUUUCUGGUUUGGUCUGGUUUGGUUUUUUUUUUUUUUUUUCCGAGGCAGGGUUUCUCUUUGUAUCCCUGACUGCCUUGGAAUUCACUCUGUAGACCAGGCUGGCCAUGAGCUCAUAGAGAUCCACCUGCCUCUGUCUCCUGAGUGCUAGGAUUGAUGGUGUAAGUCACCGCAGCCUGGCUGCAGGGCCUUAUUUCAAAGAAGCAAAGUCUGCUGGGGGAGAAGCUAGCCAUAGCAUGGUAUAAGGGCUUCGUGGAGGUCGUGUAGGCACUGAGAAUAUGGGAAGGCUUGGAAGGUUCUAUUCUGUGUAUAGGAAGCCUGUCUUUGGGGACCAGGGAGGGUUCUUUUUGGUUGAAAUGUAUUGGAUAUGCCUUUUAACCUCAUCAGACAAAGGAAUCUUGGUCUUUACAAGGAGUUGUGGUAAGACUCUUCUGGGUAGGAAAUUCUAACAGCUAAAGAGGUGGAUGGAGGAGGAAAAGACGCAGCUGACAAAAAUAACAAGAAGGGCAUUGAUAGCCACCCGAUCCGUGUGGAGGUACAGCGGCUGAAGUGAGCCCUGGCCGGGGUGAUGGCAGCCGGACCAAGGUCUGUACCACUGGCCUUCAAGAAGCCAUGUCUCAUCCAGCAGGAGGCAGUGAGGAUCUGGACUGAGCUAGCAGUACUGGAGUUCGAGAUGACAGAUUGUGUCAGCUGUACAGUGUUAUCUGUGUUAUCUCUGCAAUUUCGGUCCUAAAAGUCAGUGUCCUGUUGUUUUGUUUUCUUGGGAGGUUACGUGUGGGUGCCCAUAGAGGGAUUCUUCUCUGCAAGAGCACUAAGCACUCUUAGCCGCUGAGUCAUCUUUCUAGCCCGUUUGCUUUGUUUGGGCUUUUUACCUUAGAGCUGUGUGAUGGUGUGGCUUAGAGUGAGCACCGUCUGGCUUGAUGAUGCCCGUGUAGCAUUCUGAAGGCUGAUGGACGGCCACCCUGUUAGCUAGUAGAAUGUGAGGAGAUAAGCCAGAGGAAGACUCUAAACUGGUUCUUGAAUGUCUGGCUCGAGUGUGUUUACCCGCUCAACAGAAUGUGGAAGAGAAGGACACUGUUGUGGGUGUGCACCAGAGAAGACUGCUCAGACACGGGCUAAGCCAACAGAAAGGCUCCUUAUCAGCUAUUUAUUAGCUGGUUGAUGACUCCACUGGGUCUUCAGGAUCCCAGUGUAGCAUUGAGCCUUUCUCAGGGGGAGCUUCUAAGCACAAAAACAAUGUCCUGGUUUGACAUACUUCAGUUAGCAAGAACAUUUAGCCAGAAGCAGAAGCAAGAAAGCAAGGUUAGUGCAUUUAGAGAUUUUCCCCAGAACUGUGGCUUUUGAUGGAUUAGGUCUUUGUUUUAGUGUUGGCGGGUGCUGCUGUCCACGUGCUGAGUUUUACAGCCUGAAUGGCACGUCCACCAUGGAGUCAGUUGUGCUAAGGUCUGGGGCCCUGUUAUAGACAUUCUGAUAUCUUUUAACAUAAUUAGUGACCUAUAUUUUACUUCAAGAAUCAACCUUGGGACUGGAGAGAUGGCUCAGUGGUUAAGAGCACCUACUGCUCUUCCGAAGGUCCUGAGUUCAAAUCCCAGCAACCACAUGGUGGCUAACAACCAUCCGUAAUGAGAUCUGAUGCCCUCUUCUGGUGCAUCUGAAGACAGCUACAGUGUACUUAGAUAUAAUAAUAAAUAAAUCUUAAAAAAAAAAAAAAAAGAAUCAACCUUGCUGGCUCUGCCGGGCUCACUGGAUGUAACCACUGACAGAGCCCCCUUUCCACCCCUAGGACCGAGGAGGAGGCCUAACUUUGUAUUUACCUUUCCAAGUUAUUCGGUCUAUAGGUAAGGAGAUAGUGUGUCUAGGGAACUUUUUAUUCGAUCUAAUGUCCCCUUAAUCUGAUUUUAAUCUCCAUGUGGUCCAUCACCCAGGAGGUCUGAGUGGGAGCAUUUUCAGUUCAGAAAGUGGCUCGUGGCUAUUCAGAUAGCAGUGGUAAGGUUGGGUUUAAACAAAACUGUGUUUGCUUUGGGGCAAGCCAUAACAUGUCAUAUCUACCUCCAUCCAUGUGUUACCUCGGUCAUACUACCUCGGUCAAGUCUUAGCAGAUAGUUCUAGAGCUCUACAGAGUGGCAUACAAAGUGAGUAUGGCUAGUGUGGGGUGCCGGUCUCCAGUGCACACCUGUACUGCACCUGGAAAGCUGAGGCAGAAGUCUGGAUGCCAGUUUCAGGCCAGCAAGAGAGACUGUGUCUCAAAAAAAAAAAAAAAAAGGUGUGUCUGUGGCAGUGGUGGUGGUUGCUGGGGAGAUAGGCAGUAAAAUACUUGCUGCAUAAACAAGACCUGAGUUUGACCCUCAGCACCCACAUUUAAACCUGGUCUUCCAUGCUUGUAACCUCAGAGUUGGUAGGGCAGAGUUCACUGGCCAGCCUAGUGUAGUUGGUGAGUCCCAGGCUCCAAAGAGAGACCCUGUUUCAAAAACACAAGGCGCACAGCCUUUCUAAGAAUGUGUACACACCCAGCCUCCAAAAUCAAAUAAAUAAAGCAGGGUGAGAAUGAGCUACUGUGGGAGUGGCUCACUUAGUGUUAGUGAUUGGCACAGAGCGGAGGUUAGCCAAGGCCAGAGAAGUAUACUAUUCCUAAGCAACUGAGCCCAUGUGUCUGGCAUUAAAGCCCAUGUGAAAUGUGUCUGCAGAAGGUAAAGUUUGCUUCUGGAGUUGGGAGGAAGGAGCCACUGAGUGCCUGGAGAAAUGGGACUUGUACCGUCAUGAGCAGAUUUGAUUGAUGGGUCACUCACUACUUGAAUGCAUUUGUCCACAUCUUGAUUAGGAUGUUCUAUCCUCAUCUCUCCCACUUCACCCUUUCUGAAUCCAAAGCUCUUCCAGGGUCAGUGUCUUGGCACUCUCUCCUGCAUGCUCCAACCCACUCCCAGGGUUUUAGCCUCCCUGAGCUGCUAACUCAUACAUAUUUCUAGCUCUGACCUGUACUCAAGUUAAUGCAUGUUUGACCUGUGUCUGUAUUUGACAUACAAAUACUACUUGGCUCAUUCAUUACAAACUUAGUAUGUCUAAAAUAACUCUGAAUUUGCCCCCGAAACAUUUCACAUCCUCUGUGUUCUCGUCAUCGUCUGUCUCACACUGUUACUUAGCUCAGAAACACUAAGCAUCCUACAGCACACAGCCAGGUCUAACCCCAGUCGGCCCUGCCCUCAGAACAGCACACAGCCAGGUCUAACCCCAGUCGGCCCUGCCCUCAGAACAGCACACAGCCAGGUCUAACCCCAGUCGGCCCUGCCCUCAGAACAGCACACAGCCAGGUCUAACCCCAGUCGGCCCUGCCCUCAGAACACAGCACACAGCCAGGUCUAACCCCAGUCGGCCCUGCCCUCAGAACACAGCACACAGCCAGGUCUAAUCCCUCAUCACUUCCACCCUUUUUUCUUGGUUCAGUUCACCUAUGUCUCAACCUUAGGCAGUAGAUUCCUGUAGGCCUCCUCGAUUCCUUCCCUACACUUGAGUGUCACCAUGGAGACCAUUAGCAACAUCCUUUAACACAUCCCAAGGCUCUGUGUGAGCCUCCAUGGAGACAGUAGAGGGCAGUGGUUUGGUGUUGGCUGCAUUUGUAGCGUACUCUUGGCCCCAACCAAUUCUUUAGUUUUCAGACACCCAUGUCCGACUUCUGUUGUUAAAUCCAUCUGUAACUUGAUGUUUUUCCACCUGUCCACUCACUUUGUUCACAGAAAUAAUGACUCUGAGACUUAAUAUUUCAUGAAUAAAUACCUCGGCCAAAA
Mus musculus (house mouse) is the source of this 7126-nucleotide messenger RNA. Its product is annotated as expressed sequence AU022252. Gene Ontology annotation, molecular function: identical protein binding. The transcript has 5 exons. The coding region runs from base 27 to 626 and encodes 199 amino acids. NCBI's taxonomy places the organism in Eukaryota, Metazoa, Chordata, Mammalia, Rodentia, Muridae. The record is from RefSeq and is marked validated.